CAGGCUGCUGCUGCCAACAACCAGAGUUCUCAUUCCUAAGGGAUGGAAAGAGGUGACGGAGGCCACAGCCAGCUCCUCCCUGUUCAGCACUGAAGGCACACAGCGCAACGCCGGGGCAGGCGGCGGUGGAAAGCUGGAGGCGUGGCGGGUGGCAGGCAGAGGAGAGCGGACUGCCGGUGUGGGGAGAGAGACUCUGGACGUGGUGGGCCAUGGCUGAGGCGCGGCAGUUCCUGGUUUACCCAGUGGUAGCCAUCUGUCUCCUUCUCCCUGGGGUGGCUACAACCCCACAACACGCAGGGCAGCCCCCGCACAGCACCAGCAUGGGAGGUGGUCUGCAGGAGCCAGCGGCCCCGGAAGUGAUGUUUGAGCUGCUCUGGGCCGGGCUGGAGCUGGAUGUCAUGGGGCAGCUGCGCAUCCAGGAUGAGGAACUAGCGUCCACACGUCCCGGCCGCCGACUUGGGCUCCUCCUGCAGCACCGAGUGCCCAGCGACUUGGAGGCUGCCGAGCAGCGGCUACAGCAGCUCCAGGACCUGCGCAAGGGGCCUCCUCUUAGCCCUUGGGACUUUGAACAGCUGCUCCUCACGGGCCUCUCCUGUGUCUACCGGCUCCACGCAGCCAGUGAGGCCGAGGAGAGGGGUCGCUGGGCCCAGGUCUUUGCCCUCCUGGCACAGGAAACACUGUGGGACCUGUGCAAGGGAUUCUGCCCCCAGGGCCAGCCCCCAACACUGGUGCCCUGGGCUUCCGUCCUUGACCCCUUCCCUUGACCCUUCCCUUUCACCUGCCACUCCCCUCCCCCACCUCCCAUCACCACCACCACCUGUGCCAGACCCAUCCCCAGCACGGGCUUCCAUGUGGCACCUUGUUCAGAUCUCUGGGUGUGGCUUGCAUCCUCUGCUGCAGCUCUCUGCUUGUCCCACCCCACCUUGUCCCCUGCACCCUGACAGGCUAAGAGCCCAGGUGACAGGCACAGAGCAAGGGGCAGGACAUGUAGGCUGAGAAGUAAGAUUGAGAUGCUGGAAGGGAAGCUGCCCCCAAGUAGGGCCGGGUUGCACUCUCCAACUCCCACCCAGGCAGUGUGGGCCAGGUCUUGAGGCAUCCCUGGGACCCCCUCCUCCUUUAGAUACCCCCUUCAAAGCCCAGCCAAAGCUCUGGGGUUUCUGAGCCUCUGAGCUUCCCAUGGAUUGGAUUGGGGGGAUUCUGUCUGUUGGAAGACCAGAGAGAAUUGGGCAAAGGAACACUACCUCUUUGGGGAGGGGGCUGUCUUUUGGUCCAUGUCAGCAAGCAAGUCUCGAGAGGAUGGAGAGAGACCAGCUGGGGUACACGUAGCCCGCUUGUGUGUGGCCCUUCCAUAAAAUGCCCUGUUCUGG
This is a messenger RNA of Lepus europaeus (European hare), 1367 nucleotides long. RefSeq names its product family with sequence similarity 180 member B (gene FAM180B). NCBI's taxonomy places the organism in Eukaryota, Metazoa, Chordata, Mammalia, Lagomorpha, Leporidae. The record is from RefSeq and is a predicted model, not a curated record. Bases 210 to 764 code for a protein of 184 amino acids. The transcript is spliced from 3 exons.